GUGGUUGAAAGUCAAGUCAAUUGCUAGGGCGAGCGUAAGCAAUGGCAAUGGCGACCAUGGCGCUAUCCCCGUCGAGUUUCUGGGCUAGCGGGCGCUUGUCUUCUCGCAAGGCAGUCGUGCUCUCACGCCCAGUUCCAAUUCACCGCAAGGUAAGCUGCUGUGCGUCUCCGGCGUCGUCAUUUGAGCCGAGCAAACUGGGACUGGGAGCAAAACUCCCCGGCAUUUCAUCACAGCUUGGAGCGCCUCCAGUCCCUCGCCUGGACGACCACCAGGACGUCACCGACGUGAGCUGCGAUGCCACCACACUCAAGCCCUCCAAGAGCGCAAAGAGGACGCGAGCGCUCCAGGGCUGCCCUCAGAAGAGGGGCAUUUGCCUGAGGGUGUCGGUGGUGACGCCCAAGAAGCCCAACUCGGCUCUCCGCAAGAUUGCAAAGGUCCAGCUCUCCAACAAGAACGUCGUCAACGCCUACAUCCCCGGUGAGGGCCACAAUUUGCAAGAGCACUCUUGCGUGCUGGUUCGUGGUGGCAGGGUCAAGGAUUUGCCCGGCGUCAAGUACCACUGCGUGAGAGGGACGCUGGAUCUCACCGGGGUCGCCAACCGCAAGCAGGGAAGAUCAAAGUAUGGCACGAAGAAACCCAAGGACGCUCCAAAGAAGUGAUACGGAAACUCGGAAAUCUGCCGUUGACCCUCGCGACGGUUUUUGUGAAUUAUCCAGAAAUGGUCUUGUAACAAAUUGAAAGUCCAUUUGAAAGUUGGAAUUUGACCACA
Molecule: messenger RNA, 769 nt
Organism: Selaginella moellendorffii
Lineage: Eukaryota; Viridiplantae; Streptophyta; Lycopodiopsida; Selaginellales; Selaginellaceae
Product: ribosomal protein S12, mitochondrial
Exons: 2
Coding region: 42-659 (205 amino acids)
Biological process (GO): translation
Cellular component (GO): small ribosomal subunit; ribosome
Molecular function (GO): structural constituent of ribosome
Source: RefSeq, a predicted model, not a curated record